AAAGAUAGCACUGGUUUUCUAAUAGCUCGUUUCGAUAAACAGUAUUUUUUCAUAUCAAACAUCAUUCAUAGAUUUGCGUGGACUAUGCAUAGUAACUACUGCAUUUGUAGACUGUCCAGAUUUUUUAUAGAAAUCAUUUAUUAAAAUGCCGUGGAUAAUUUUAAUAGUGCUUUUAAGUGUGGCUUCAACUGGUAUAUCGAUCAACAGGCCCGUGUACAAGAUAGUACUCAAACAGAAAGGAUAUGCGCAGUUCUUGCAAUACGACAUCGAGACACCGCCUCUCAGAGAAUUCACGAUCUGCACCUGGAUACGCGUUUACGACCUGAGUGGGGAUCAGAGCAUAUUCACAUACGUCGCGAAUGGCAACAAUCGUGUUGUAAGGCUGUGGCUGGACUCGGGAGGGAAGCACAUUAACGUCUCAAUCAACGGCAAAGUGACGUCGAGCUCGGAAGUGGACAUUCAGAAAGAUGUUUGGCGUCACGUGUGCUUGUCCUACCAGUCGGACUUCGGAGCGUGGGCACUGUACGUCGACUCCCGCCUCCUCUCAUGCCAGGCCUCACAGAGCCUCCUUGGUUUUGUGCUGCCAGGGGGUGGUAGUGUCAUUAUAGGAUACGGAACCGCAGAUGGAGGCUCUCAAAACGGUUUCGAAGGUGAAAUAUUUGGAACAAACAUGAUAUUAGCGUCAACCAUAGAAAGAAACUACACAAUUCGAAACGAUCCCCUUUACGAACAAAAACGUUUUCAGAAAAAUAAAAUGAAAACUGGAAACUCACAUAUGAACUAUAUUAUUUUAAAUGAUUUACAAACUGGAGAGCUAAAAAAUAACUUUGAGACAACCCAGCCGACAACAACCGAAUCAAAAAGUUUUAUAAAAUUCCGAACACCGCACAGCUUUAUUGAACAUGCCGUUGGUUUAGAAGUAUCGUCACCAAAACCUGUAUCGGACAUAGCUGACAAAGACUAUUUAGGAUUUUCAGUUGCUGAUAAAACUGAACAACCCGAUGGUCUGAGCUUUUGGAACUUGAAUAAUUACGAACACACUGGUAGAUACAACAUCGCAGAUAAAAAUAAGAGUUUGAAUAAUAUUCCUGACACCAGUACCCCUACAUCGUUGACUGAAUUUGAAACACCACCACCACCUGUUCCUAAAUACACAUUCUUAGAGAAAACUUUGGAAGCAGAAAAAGCUGUCCCAGAUGUUAGUUUCAAAUUUAGAGCACCAACUACUGAACCAGGCAAAUAUUCAUUACACAAAAAGUUUGGGUAUGAAAUAUCCGAAAUAGAAACACCCCCACCAUUGGUCGAGAAAAAUACUAAAGUUUACGGUCAAUGGACAAGUUCGAAAUUUGCGGGAAAUGUACUAAAUUACCUUAAAAAUAUUAACUUUCGUUCUAGAGAGCAGAAAAAGAUUCCCCAAACCAUCCCACUAAGUAAAAUAUCCGAUAGUUUUCCUUACGCUUCUGAUUUCAAAAUAACUAAAAUUCGACCUGCAUUUCAAUUUCAAAGAAGAAACUUGGUAGAAAAACAGUUUGAAACUAGUAAAAGGAGUCCCCAAAUUAAUGUACAAAUACUAGAGGAUGAUUUAAGAAACCACAUUUUGAAAACUCACGCGCAAACUCAGCCUGUAAAUGUUGAAAUAACCAACAGAGGUGUCAGAAAGAAAAAACACGAAAACAGAUUUUAUAGGAACGUUGACGCUGUGGAAAAUAGCAAUAGUUUUGAAAGCUCCGAACCUGUUCGUACUAGUAAGCCGUUAGUUCCGACCGUUCGUAAAACAAAACCAAAAAAUUCGGCAGAUUUAACAUUGCAAACAAAUAAUCUGCUCUCUAUACUACCAUUUUUGAAGUCAUUAGAGUAUUUUGUAGAAAAUUCGCAAUUUAGUGACACUCAAAAGGAAAAAGCCAAUAGUGACAUGUAUACUAGAAGCCUGUCAGCUCGUAAUAAAUGGCAUAAUGUUAAAUCUUAUAGUAAUGACUAUACACCACGUGAAAUUAAAAUUGACCCAGAAAGUGGACAGAGUGUAAUCGAAGGAAAAAUUGCUGGAUUAAACAAAAAGCACCCAAGUGUGCGACUAAACUAUAAACAUGAAAAUCGUAACAUUAUGCCAUUUAAUAAAGAAGAUCCAUCUAUGGCACAAGCUCGGGCAAUAGCUAUGGAGGUAUCCAAUCAAUCAGAUUAUAACAAAGAUUCGAUAUCUAUUCUGAAAUAUAAUCAUGGAUUUUUACCUGGACAUAACAAAAAAAUCAAAAUGGAGGAAAAGCGAAUUGGUUCAACGAAGACUAAAAAUCAUUCCAAUCGGAAAAAUAAUUUUAAUAAAAACAUAAAGAUUGGUAACGCAUUAAACGAAAAACACGCAAUAGGCGUGAACGCAGAGCAGAACAAACAAAGUUUUGUUGGCGGAAACGCAAACAUACCUGAUAUUAAUAAAUACAGAUCGGAUAUAGAUAACGACAACAGUGAGGUACCUCCGUCUCUGGCUCCAAGAAUAUGUAAAAAUGUGGAACUGUAUGAUCGUGUGUUAUAUGUUCAGCCAGACGAGAGUAUCGACAUGACACACAUAUUAUCACCCGUUAGACUGAAGAAUAUCGGUAUAGAGUUUAUUAUGCAGAAUUACAAAAAGUGUUCCCUGCAGGAAUCUGAAUUACAAAACAACCCAAUGCUGUUUAUAGAUUGGAGUAAAACACCGGUUAGACUUUUUGGUGGCUCUUUUCCCAAAACGACAACUGAUCUUUGUGGUUUCUUUUAAAGUGUUACAUUAAAAUUUAUUAUGUUUAUUA
Messenger RNA from Helicoverpa zea (corn earworm), 2777 nucleotides. RefSeq lists its product as uncharacterized. The transcript has 5 exons. The coding region runs from base 146 to 2746 and encodes 866 amino acids. The record is from RefSeq and is a predicted model, not a curated record. NCBI's taxonomy places the organism in Eukaryota, Metazoa, Arthropoda, Insecta, Lepidoptera, Noctuidae.